UCUCAGCGGUCACUUCACGAUACCUGCCUACCUGCUCCCUGCGCCACUCAAGCAGCUUUUUCCUCCCUUUCCAUUCCCCUUUCUCUUCUCCCAACGCGACUGCUGGUCCGGCUCUUGUCCCGCUGGACUUCGUUUGUCCUUGCGACAGCCGCUCUUUCGCUCUCCAUGCCAUUGCGCUUCUUGGUUAAGCCUUCGCCUGCUCUUCUUUUUGUUGUUGGAUUCAGCUGUUAGGGACCACCCACCGCGCCUCAGCGGAACCAUCGCUCGCAUGUCGGUCCUACCUACCUUCUCCCAGCCAGCCCGGCGCCUCCUCAUCAUUCUCCCUGUUGUUUUCGUUACACUUCUCCUCCUCACCGGCCUCUUCAAUCAUGAGUCCUUUCGCUCGACCUUGCCAACGGUGGUCAUGCCAAAGGUAGUCAUCACCACCAACCCCUCCUCCUGCGCUGCCAACCAAACCAGUGGCCCACUCGACAACCUCUCGUCCAUCAUCCAGGCACUCUACGCGCCCCUUGUCGUUCCCAUCACUAGCCCCACAUUUACCACGCGCGAUGGCACCGUCAAACGCCUGCCUCCAGCUUCAGAGCUGAUCCACCACAAAUCCCUCGGCAAGCGUAUCUGCAUUCUCGAUGUCGACACGCGCCCCCACACCGGUGCUGGCGGCGUCUUUUCCUCGUCUUUGCCGACCUGGGACGCCCUCAGCCCAGCUUCUGCCGGGUUUCUCUCUCACUACCUCUACGCCUUGAUUCACGGCUAUACCUACAAGUUUGUGCAGGCGCCUACAUACCAGGACCGAGCCCCGCACUGGACCAAGGUGAUCUUCACGCAGGAGCUGCUGAAGAAAUAUGACAUAGUGGUGAUGAUGGAUUACGACGCCAUCUUUCCCAGCCCCGAGCUGCCGCUGGAGUGGAUGCUCAACUACUGGAAGAUCGACGACAAGGUCAUGGUGGCUAUGGCGGAGGAUCCGAAUGCCGAGGUCAACCGCGACCAGAGGGGGAACCUGAACGUCAACACGGGCUUCAUCAUUGCGCAAGCCUCGGAAAACACGCAGAGGAUGUUCAAGGACUGGGCCGAAUGUCCCAGUGAGACGAGAUACAAGGGCUGUGCCGAGUGGAAGGGCGUCUAUUUCCACGAACAGUCGGGUUUCAGCUCCCACGUGCGGUACGACUUCUUGGACGGGUUGACCAUUGCGGAGGAACCGGGCAAGAGCAUGAUAAGAGCGCUGCCAUGCAAUGAGGCAAACGGGAUUCCCGAGAAGAAGAAUCUGGGUUGCACGGGACAGCUCGUCAGGCAUCAUUGGGGCGGUAAGGAGCUGGCGAAGAGGGAAUUUAAUGACAAUAUUAUGAAUGCGAUGCUGCCGCUCUUGAUACAGUCGGCGUUCAAGGGAGGCGAUGCGACGAGUGCAGUGGCGGAUUACAGGAACAAGACCUUGGUGGGAGAUCAGAUUCUGGAUAAGCCUCUCUGAGGCAGCAACUUGAGGGAGAAAAG
This is a messenger RNA of Neurospora hispaniola, 1485 nucleotides long. RefSeq lists its product as uncharacterized. NCBI's taxonomy places the organism in Eukaryota, Fungi, Ascomycota, Sordariomycetes, Sordariales, Sordariaceae. The transcript has 2 exons. Gene Ontology annotation, cellular component: Golgi membrane. Gene Ontology annotation, molecular function: glycosyltransferase activity. The coding region runs from base 269 to 1462 and encodes 397 amino acids. Gene Ontology annotation, biological process: protein N-linked glycosylation. The record is from RefSeq and is a predicted model, not a curated record.